Malus domestica (apple) is the source of this 859-nucleotide messenger RNA. Its product is annotated as homeobox-leucine zipper protein ATHB-7-like. Gene Ontology annotation, cellular component: nucleus. Gene Ontology annotation, molecular function: sequence-specific DNA binding; DNA-binding transcription factor activity, RNA polymerase II-specific. The record is from RefSeq and is marked provisional. Gene Ontology annotation, biological process: positive regulation of DNA-templated transcription. Lineage: Eukaryota; Viridiplantae; Streptophyta; Magnoliopsida; Rosales; Rosaceae.
AUCAAGUCCAAGAUCGGACUGAAAACCGAGAAUCAGAGUCAUGGAAAGGAGGAAAGAGGAGUGCUAUGAAGAAGAAAACUUGGAUUAUGUGAGCGGCCCAGAGCCGCAGUUCGCGACGAAAAGGAAGAAGAACAAGGGCACAAACACGAGGCGAUUUAGCGACGAACAAAUCAGUUUGUUGGAGUCUAUAUUCGAAGCAGACUCGAAGCUCGAGCCGAGGAGGAAGGUGCAAUUGGCAAGAGAGCUUGGGCUGCAGCCUCGCCAGGUUGCCAUAUGGUUUCAGAACAGAAGAGCUAGAUGGAAGUCGAAACAGAUGGAGCGGGACUUGAGAAGUCUCAGAGAAGAUUAUGACAAGUUAGCAUGUCGGUUUGAAUCUUUGAAGGAGGAGAAGCAGUCCUUGCUUAUGCAGUUGCAGAAGUUGAAUGAUCUUGUGGGAACAUCUCGAGAUGGCGCCCCUACCGAAGAUUCUCUCAUGAAUCAGACGGCGGAUGGAUCGAGUUACAAAGAUGGGAAUUGUGAGACGACUGCUCAAGUAAGACUAGAAGAGGAAUUGGAGCGGAGAGGAGUCAUAGAUUCACAUACAAGCAAUGAUGUUGGUGGGGAGUAUGGAGAUGAAAGACAUGAUGAGCUUCUGAAGAUAGGUCAAUUGGAUGCCUCUGCGACACCUCAAGAAUUGCAUAGGCUGGAUUCAGGCAGCAUUUUGUUUGAUCCAUCACGUUGUAAUUUACACUGGUUAAAUUUCUGGGCUUGAAAUUUUCAACACCCCCCCUUCCCCCAACACCCUGCAUAUAAAAGUUUGGUGUAAUAUUUAGAGUGAAGAUUUUUACUAUAAUCAAUGUAUUGAUCCUUCUAAACUAAA